GGGCAUAACGAUAAACGCACAACUCCGUUUCUCUCUCACCGCUUGGCAUCAACGGAGCCGCCAAAUAAAUUCUUUGGACGAAAAAUCUCUCCACAUUAACUCGGUACUGUUAUUAACGAAUUGCUUAAUAUUUCCUUCUCCUUCUCCCAUGGCCGCCCUUUCACUAGACUCAGCCUCCUCCAUUUCCCUCAGACCCACUUCUUCCGAAUUCCCUUUCAAAUUUCCUACUUACUCCAAACCUUCUUCUCUACCAUUUUCUUCCUUUUCAAAAUUCCGCACCUACAACCAUGAGAUCAAGAAAGCCCCUCUCUCUGUGCGAAGCAUCGCUGAAACAAGUCCCGGUCCCUCAUUUUCUAGAAAUUCUUCUUCUUCUUCUUCUUCUUCUUCUUCAAAGAUUAUAUCCGGGGUGAGACGACAUACAAUUUCUGUUUUCGUUGGUGAUGAAAGUGGAAUGAUUAAUCGUAUAGCUGGAGUUUUUGCUAGAAGGGGAUAUAACAUCGAAUCACUUGCGGUUGGCUUGAACAAGGACAAGGCUCUUUUCACUAUAGUUGUCUCCGGGACUGAAAAGGUGUUAGAACAAGUUAUCGAGCAGCUCCACAAGCUUGUAAAUGUUCUGAAGGUUGAAGAUCUCUCCAGUGUGCAACAGGUGGAACGUGAACUGAUGCUUAUAAAAAUAAAUGCUGAUCCUACAUAUCGUGCUGAGAUUAAGAGACUAGUGGAUGUCUUCAGAGCAAAAAUUGUAGAUAUCUCAGAUGAUUCUGUAACAAUUGAGGUAACUGGGGAUCCAGGGAAGAUGGUCGCUUUCCAAAGAAAUUUAAGCAAAUUUGGAAUUAGAGAAAUUGCUAGAACUGGAAAGAUUGCUUUAAGGAGAGAAAAGCUAGGUGCAUCUGCCCCAUUUUGGCGAUACUCUGCAGCUUCUUAUCCAGAUCUUGAAGAAAAGAGGCCUGCUGAUGCUUCCAUGGGAAUUGAAAAUAAAGCAUUCAACAGUGAAUUGAGUGAAUCCAAUUCAUCAGGUGACGUAUAUCCUGUGGAGCAGUCGGAUGACUUUACUAUCAAGCCAGUUCUUGAUGCUCACUGGGGAGUACUCAAUGACGAAGAUGUGGAUGGUCUUCGUUCACAUACUUUAUCUAUGCUAGUAAAUGAUUCUCCAGGGGUCCUUUAUAUUAUCACUGGACUUUUUGCAAGAAGGGGAUAUAAUAUUCAGAGUUUAGCCGUUGGUCAUGCAGAAGCGGAGGGCAUUUCACGCAUAACAACGGUUGUUCCUGGUACAGAUGAAUCAAUCUACAAGUUAGUACAGCAACUUUAUAGGCUGGCCGAUGUUCAUGAGGUUCGGGAUCUGACCCACUUGCCGUUUUCAGAGCGGGAGCUGAUGCUGAUUAAAAUUGCUGCAAAUCCUUCUGCUAGACGUGAUGUGCUUGACAUUGCCCAAAUAUUUAGGGCCAAGGCAGUUGAUGUCUCCGACCAUACGAUUACACUAGAGCUUACAGGAGAUUUGCAUAAGAUGGUUGCACUCCAGAGGUUGUUAGAGCCUUAUGGCAUUUGUGAGGUAGCAAGAACAGGACGAGUAGCAUUGGUGCGUGAAUCGGGAGUAGACUCAAAAUAUCUUCGUGGAUACUCUUUUCCUUUGUAGGCUGAGGGGUGAGGCGCACAAAACAUCGGACUCUUACGUAACAAAUAUUGUUGUGGAUGGAAUGGAAGAUCUGUGUAUAUAAGAACGGUACAAAAAGAAAAGAAAAGAGUUUCUGCAUUGUUUUGUUGAAGAUACUCAGAGGCCCUUCUGCCAAAUGUUAUUUGGAAGUGACUAAAGCAGUAGAAGUUCAUGUCAACAAAGUGAUGGUGUGAGAAAUGUUUUGUUUUUGUUGAAACCGUUGAUGUCGCUUAUUUAUUUGAUAUUUUGAUGUUCAAGUAAUUUUCACCACGUGGGAUCUAAGUUUUGCUCAUUUUUUCUUC
Messenger RNA from Cucumis melo (muskmelon), 1950 nucleotides. RefSeq names its product acetolactate synthase small subunit 2, chloroplastic-like. Bases 149 to 1630 code for a protein of 493 amino acids. Gene Ontology annotation, molecular function: acetolactate synthase activity; acetolactate synthase regulator activity. Gene Ontology annotation, biological process: L-valine biosynthetic process. The transcript is spliced from 12 exons. The record is from RefSeq and is a predicted model, not a curated record. NCBI's taxonomy places the organism in Eukaryota, Viridiplantae, Streptophyta, Magnoliopsida, Cucurbitales, Cucurbitaceae. Gene Ontology annotation, cellular component: cytosol.